AUGAUCCGUUCAAAAAACCAUGUGAGGUCCUGGACAUUUUGGGAUCAGCAUUUUGGUAGCAGUGAUCUUCUGGAGAUCUUUGGGUGGGAUAUUGAUGAGGCCAAAGAGCAGAUACUUGAAUUUGUUAAGGGAAGGCCAGAGAAAAAAAUUAUAUAUUUUCAUGGAUGGGAUGGUUUUGGGGCGUCCCCAGUCCUCAAUUCCAUAGCAAAUGAACUUUCAUCACUGAAAAUGGAUGCUCCCCAGGAACUAUGCUUUGACAAAGUAUUGUACAUUGACUGCUCGGAAUGGAAAAGUAGAAGGGAAAUGCAGAGAGCAAUUGCAGAGGAACUGAAACUUGACCAUGGAACAAUGGCUAUGUUUGAUAACCAGGAUGAGGAGGAUGACUUCAAUGGACUGGAUAAAGACUCUAGGGAUGUGAUAGCAAGUAUUGCAACAGAGAUUGAUCGAACACUGAGGGACUGUAAAUUCAUGAUGAUUUUUCUUAAUGGAAGUGAUAAUGAGGUCGAUGUCACUAGAUUUGGCAUUCCUCAGAUGACGGAAUUCCGUAACAACAGAAUGAUAUGGACAUUCAAGAGAAGGUUGCUGAUGAUUCAUAGCCACCGUUCUGAGAUAGCAGAAAAGUUAAGAUACAGCCACCUUUUCCUCUCCGCUGCACUUGUGCAUGGAGAGUAUCAGAUCAGAGAGCCAGAAUUUUGUGCACUGGUGCAUGGAGAGGCUACUACCAUAGCUGCUCGCCACCAAUGCAUGCUGGAUAUGGACACAACAAUGGUGACAGAAUGUUGCCUCUUUGAGCUAUCCCUACAUUAUAAUUUCCACAGUAUGACUAGAUUGGGUUGGGCUGCUCAUUCUUCUAACUACUGGAUAUGUUCUGGAAUCAUAGAAGGCAAUAAAGAAAUGGAGAUCAGAAAUGCAUUGCAUGGAGAGAUAAGAUGGGAGUGCGAUGCUCCUUUGCUUCAUCGUGUGCUUCAAGAAUUGAAUCCUACCUUUUCAGUAAAGAAGAUUACAAAGCCUCUAGCUGUUUCUACGAGGUGUCUAGUUAAAGAUCGUUGGAUUUCAAUCACCUCCCAGGAACAUGAAGUGGAUGGUAUGCAAGAUAUACCAGUAAGAGCAUCGUCGGUCUUCUUGGCAUUUGAAAGACCAGGUCACCUACAACCAUCUGAAGGAUCAGAUCAUCCACCACCACUGGAAGGACAAGAUUGCCCAGCCGUAUUGCCAUCUGGCAUGUUCAAAUAUUCCAGGAGCCUUGCAGUGCUGGUUCUCUCUUAUUGUACCUUCAGUUUUGCAUCACCGCCUUUCCUCAUGUGCAAUAGCCUAAGAUUCCUUGGUUUGGACAACUGUAAGCACAAGCCAAGUGAACGAUAUUGUGAUACAGAUGCAGAGUGGACAUUCUUGCUUAGUCUAUGGGUGCUCGAGAUACGCUACACAGAAUGGGAUGAGAUACUAUCCAAAUUGAAGAUGGAUCUCAUGAGUAACCUGAAGGAGUUACAUAUAGAGGGAGUUAGGAGCUGGCAGUACAUCAAUCAACUAAGUAAAAUACUACCCCACCUUUAUAUGCUAAGGAUUACCAAUCCUAGGAUUUAUCAAGCGGAAACAAUAGAUGCAGAUGACUCAUUUAUGGACGAGGGAAAGCUACAAAUACUUGAUCUGUCUGGCAACAACGAGAUGAAAGUUGUACCAAGUAGCCUAUCAAAGCCAAGUAACCUUCAGGUGCUUCUUCUUGAUGGCUGCCUUGGACUUGAAUGUGUUGGUGCACCUCAUACGCUUCCACCAUCUCUCAUUUCCUUCAGCCUCGAUGGCUAUGGAGCAGCAUCCCAUUGGACACCAGCUAUUAAUCUACUACCUCCUGAAAAUUUGCGUCCAUCUUCUACAGAUCAGAAGGAUGCCAAGAUCUCCAGGAUAUGCCUAGAGGGCUGCACCAGUUUGAAGAAUUUGUUUCUGCGUGGACUACCUAAUCUUGUGGGGCUGGACCUGUCAGGAACUGGAAUCAAGAUACUUGACUUUACAACUAUGGUGAUGCAAGUCACAUGUCUCAGACGAUUGUUUAUGCUGGGCUGUGAGCGCCUUGUUGCGAUAAGAUGGGAUCAGAAGAGUCGAUACGUUAUACAUCCACAACUAGAGCUCCUAUGCAUUGACACACGAGCUGGGACUGGAUAUUCUCGGCCAUCCAUAGACCAUACCAAAAAGUCCUUCAGGCUGCAGAUACAUGCCAUUCUUUCGGAUGCAAGGCUUGCUCGAUCCUUGUGGCCAGCAAUAGACUGCUACAGAGGCAAGGGCAGCCUUGUGGAUAUUUAUUUUAAUAUCAUUGUCACCUCUGCGCCUGUUGUGUAUUGUGGGGAGGAUGUUCAACCUGUAGCUACCCACAGGGUGCUUGCAAAGGCAAAGAAGUAUGGUGAUGUCCAUGCCACGGCUGGCGAUGCUCCCAUGCAGGAUUUCCCGCAGGCUCCGACUGCCGAUUUGAAUCGCCAUGUAGGGAUUGCCCAGGGGAGCCGUGGUCUGGAGAGCGAACUGCUUGGAUAUUUCCCUGCGCGCAAUAAUUUGGCUCUUCUGAUGAGAAGGUGUGCUGACUCCCUGCACCUGCAUGACAUCUCAAGCGGUGCAAACAUGCCCAUGAAUGAAUGGAAUUACCUUAGGCAAUGUCGUGUGGAGAGGUGCACCAAGUUGGAUACCGUCUUCCCAGGAACAUAUGGCUUCGAGGCUCUGGAGAUUGUUUGGGCAUCGGAUCUCCCGAUGGCCCGCUGCAUCUGGAGCAAAGGUGGUUCCUAUCACCGUUACAGCACCUUUGGAAGGCUGCGGCACCUGAACUUGCGCUCCUGCCCCAGACUCCGGUUCGUGCUUCCAGUGUGGGUCUCCUCCUUCCCCAAAUUAGAGACACUCCACAUCAUCCACUGCAUGGACCUGAGGCAUGUAUUCGUGCUGGACGAAGAGCACCCAGAGGCACGCGUAGCAUUCCCCAACCUGACCACUAUCCACCUGCACAACCUCCCAAUGUUGCGGCAGAUAUGUGAGGCCCAGAUGCUGAUGCUGGCUCCCGCACUCAUGACCAUCAAGAUCAGGGGAUGCUGGGGCCUACGCCGACUGCCAUCCAUGGAACGCCGUGGCAUACACAUGGAGAAGCCGACGGUCGAGAUCGAGAAGGAUGUCUGGGAUGCGCUGAAGUGGGACGGGUUGGAGGCUAGCCACCAUCCGUCCCUCUUUGCGGAGCCACACCACUCAUGCUACUACAAGAAGAAAUCGCUCAGGGGAUCUGCCCUCAGGUAA
This is a messenger RNA of Miscanthus lutarioriparius, 3258 nucleotides long. The record is from the annotation of a GenBank genome assembly. NCBI's taxonomy places the organism in Eukaryota, Viridiplantae, Streptophyta, Magnoliopsida, Poales, Poaceae.